AUGUACCGAAAUUCGAGCUCUUCAAACUCGAGUUUGAAUUCUAGCUCAAUUAGAAGUCGAGCUGGAAGUGUCGAGCGAGGAACGGGAGGAUAUUCGAGUUCUAGAGAUCCGGCUCCUGCUCCGUAUCGAACGAGUUAUGGAAGAGAAUCGAGUACGAGUUCGAAUUUGGAAAGAAUGGUAAGAUUUUGGAGUGUUUUGUGCUAAUUUUUCAGAUAGCAAAACACUGUUUCAGAAAAAUUCCAUCUUUUCUAGAUUUCCUUUAAAAGGGUUUCCGGACACAAUUUUUGUGCAGUUUCAGAAUUUAUCUUCAAAAAAAAACCACGUGGUACUUUUGGUGCCAGAAAGUUUCGCAAUACUUUUUCAAUAUCCGAAAAUUUCCAGAAGAUUUUUCCUAAUUUUUUCUUCAGAAAUUUCAAAAGAAAUUUUUAUUUUCAAUUUUUCAACUGAAACCAAAAAAAAGUAUCCGUUCCAAUUUUUCAAAGCCCAGCGGCAAAAAAUAAAGAAGCAACAGCUGUUUCUUUAUCAUCAAACAACAAAUAUAUCCCAACAUUUAUCGAUUUUUUGGUUUUAUUAGUUUUUAGAUAUUUUCAGGCUGAAGUUUUGACUUUUCAGCCUGAAAGGUGGGGCGUUUUUUUAAAAUCUAGCAAUUUCUAGAUCGAUUUUCAUUCUGAAAACGACCAGCUAGUUAGAAAUAGAGAUUUCGAAAGUUUUAAAAAAUUAAUGUAGAAAAAUUUUUGAUACUCAAAAUUUACAACUUUUCAGUCAAGAUCAACUGGCUCAACUACAAAUUUAUCUCGAAUGUCACGUGCCACGUCAUACGAUCCAUUUCGAACCACAACUUCAUCUACAACAUCUUCAACUAGACCUGGUUUAGGUCUGAGUUCAGGCCUGAGUUCAGGCUCAAGCUCAGGUUUAAGUAGACCGAGCUACAGUAGCAGAUAUGGAAGUACGGAACAAUUAAAUUCUUAUAAACCGCCAAUUUCUUCACGGUAUAUGGGAAGCUCUUCAAGUUCUUCUUAUACGCCUAGAAAUAUUCGAGCUGGAAGUGUUAGUAGUGGAAUUUCUUCGGGUGAGAUUUUGAAAUUUUAGAGAGAAAAAGUUCUUUGAAAACUUACAGCUAGAAGUGAAUUCAAAUUUUUCUUUAAAAAAAUGCAAAAUGAAAAUUCCAACAAAAAUAUUUUCUUUUUUAUAUUUUCAAAGAGUAAAUCCGGACUUUUUGAAUACAAGAAAAUUUUGUUCAUCAAAAAAAAUUGUAUUUUUUGAAAACAAAAAGUACAAGACUUACUGUAGCUCAAAAAUUGAAGUUUUUGUGACGUCAAACAAAAUUCAGAAAACGAUUUGAAUUUUUUCUCGAGAAUCUAAAACUUAUUUUCAAUAGCUCAGAACUAUCCCGGAAAAUUAAACUCACUUUUUUUGGCACCGAAAAAAAUUUGAGCCCAUAAAAAUUCGGAACAUCUGGUUUUCAUCAUUUUUUGCUCAUUUUUUUGCAGCCUACGAUUCUUCGUCUUCUCAUAUUGAUUCUUCAUUAUCGAAAUAUCGACCAACUGAAACGUAAGUUUUUCUGAAAACGUCUUGAAUAUUCAGACUAAUUUUAUCAAUUUCUUAAUGAUUUUUGGGUAUAGAAAUUUCAAAAAAUCCCAAAUUUUCAGCCCGAAAUACACGAGUUCCACCUAUCGUAGUCCUGAAAACAGUCGAUAUUCGAGUCGAAGUUCUACAAUAACUCGAUCAUUUUCAAAAUCAAUGAGUCGCGAAAAAUCGGAAGAAAAAUCUGAAAAUGAAGACGAAGUUGAGAAGACUUUUCAGAAAUUAUACGAAAAAUAUGUAAAGAAUUCGGAUUCUGAAACCGAGAAUUCAGAAGCUGAAAAUGGAUCUGGAAGUUCUUCUGAAAACGAGGCUGAAUCUGAAAUUAUAAAGAAAAGUAUUGAUUUGGAUAUUACACCAAGAGCAUCGGCGACGAAUUCACCAAAUUGUACACCAAAAUGUUCACCAUUGGUGCAGAGAAAGAAGGUUAGUGAAAUUGCGCCACGUGGAAAGAUUUUUGAAUUAAAGUGUCAGGAGAGUUAUAUUUGCAUUUUGGAUUACUGUAGCUUGUUGAUAUAUUUUUUCGGAAUCUUAAAAUAAUUGUUUUACCACGUGGAAAAAUGUUUUUUAAUGUUUAUUGUAGUUUUUGAUCUAUUUUUUCUUCGUCUAGCUAGAUUUUCCAGUUACAACUAUUUUUCAGAUAAUCCCAGUAGCCUCGUCUUCAUCUUCAGAAUCUGAAGAAGAUGAAGCUGAAGAUGAAGCUGAAGAGGAAUCUGUGUCCGAGGCCGAGCCUGAGAUCCCACCUGGACCUGUUGCCGAUCCGACUCCCGUCAAAAUUGCCACUUCUAUCCGUAUCAAUGGAAAACAAUUGCAGGAAAAUCAGAAUUUCGAUUCGGUUCAGGGCUCGGGAUUGGGUCGAAAAGACUCGAUCCCAACUCAAAUCGAACCUGUUCGGAUCAAGAUUCGAAGUAAAACUCCGGAUAUUUCUGAUGAAGUUAGAGACGCAGAGAAAAAGGAGCCAGAGAAGGAGAAAAGAGGUAGGGAAUAUUCUCGGGGCUUUAGCUUUGAAACUGAAAUUCCAUGUCAAAAAAGUUCUGUGGAAGAUUUUGAAAUAUCUCAAGUUCCGGCUCAAAGUUCAAAGCUCUCCCGCCCUGCUCAAAAACGUUUUACAAUCAGAGAGCACCGAAAUUUGAGAUACGCAGAGUGCGAAAAACCUAAUAAUUUUUUUUUCUAAAGAAUCACCAUCAUCUUUGUCUUCUUCUUCAAAUUCGUCAGUUGAAGGAACAGGUGACUCUUUUUGGUUUUUUUGCAAAUUUCAUAACUUUUAUGAAUUUUCAGGUUCAAUUCGUAGAAAAAGACGAGAUCCGAAUCGAACUUUGGAGAAUUUGAAGAAUAUUUUGGAUGAGAAAAAGAUGAGUGAAGCUGAAAAUCCCGCUAAAAUUGAAAUCGUCGCUGAAAUUCCACCACAACCUGUUGAAACGCCGGGAAAAAUAGCUGAAAAUCCUCCGAAAACCCGUCAUAUUCCAAUUCCUUUGGUGCUUAUAACAGCUCCUUCAUGUCCAAAUACACCAAUGGCAACAACUCCAGUCAACACUGCUGCCAGCAUUUGCCUCUGGAAUCAAAAACCAUCUUCGACUGAGGAAAACGAAGAGGAGAGUGUAGAGGAAGAUGAGGAAGAAUAUGAGGUAAGUCAGGUUUCUACAUUUUCAAAACUUCUGGUUUACUGUAAGAAGCAAAACAACGAGACUCCACAAUUAUGUUUCUCGAAAACCGCCUCAAAAGAAUAUUUUCAAAUUUAAUUUGCAGGAAGAAGAGGAGGAUGAAGUGUAUUCACAUGAUGAUUGGACAAGUGCAGAAGAAGAUGAAGAAGAGGAUGAGGAAGAAUGUGAGUUUUCUAGCUGGAAAUACUAAGAAUCGCUGAAAGAGAAUUGCCCUCCAAAAUUGAUCAUUUUUAGAUGAAUCAAGUGAAUGUGAAUUCUCGGUUUCGCAAACCUUCAGUCUAUCCGGUCAUUUACCCAUCACACAAAUGUUUCCAUCUGCUACAACAUCAACCGGUUCAAAUGGUUCUCCUCGAGUCAGUGAGUUCGAUCUCACAGAAUCCUAUUUGAGCAAAACACGGAAAGAGGAAUCCCGUGGCAGAGUGGAUAGUUUGUUCGCCAAACCUGCACCCACUCUUUUCACAUGCAGUGUAAGUUACGAUGGUGGAGAAGCAGAAGAAGAAGAAGAUGAUGAAGAUGGUGAGGAUUGGCUGGAUGAUGUGCAGAGUUGCGAAGAAUACGAAGAGGAUUUUCGUGAUGUUCCGAUCGUUGAAAGACUUGGGAUAGGAUCAAGGGAGGGAUAUUUGACACCAGAUGGAAGUGAAGAGAGUUAUUAUGAUGGUGGAACAGUUGGAUGUACGCUGAAGUUAUUAGAUCGAGUGGCAGCUAGAGGAUCAGAAUCAGAAGAAAGUGAAUAUUAUGAGGAUGAAGAAUUUGAAGAUGAAGAAUAUUGGGAUGAAGAAUAUGAAGAAGAGGAAGAAUAUGAGGAAGAAGAAGAAGAAGAAAUCGAAGAGGAAUUGGAAUAUUUUGAUGAUGAAGAGGAAGAACCUUCGGAACUUAUCUCUCUGGUUGAACCACUUCCAUUUGAGCUGAUGACAGUUUCACAAGUUGAAGAGAUGAUUGAAGAGGCCUCGUGUUUCCCAGAGAUUCGGCAGAACUUUUUAGACCAAACGGAAGUUGAGCAAUAUUUUGAGAAUACUUUGGUCCCUGAAUUGGUCCCAACUUUUGUCCGUGCAAUGACUGAAAAUGUGAAAGAGGAGCAGACGAGUCGAUUUGCGAGUGAAAGGAAACCGGCGACAGAUUUUGCGAGAAAAGCUGUGAUUCAGCCGGCAAAAUUGGAAAAGGUGAAAGUUGGAGAGCAGGUGGAGACAAAGAUUGGAGAGUAAGUUCACAGGCAGAUGCAGAACGGCCGGAUACUUGCCAAAAAUUGAAAACCGGUCCGAAACUUGUACGUUUCCGACCAGUGUUGAAAAACGGCCAGUAACAACUCAAAAACCGACCAGUUUCUGACCGGUUUAUCAAAAUUGACCAGUAACCGGCCGUGUUUUUUCACUGGUUUUCGGCCGUUUUUGUUGAAUUUGAGCAGAAACCGGCCGAUUUUCGAGUGGUUUUUGGGCAGUCUCUGAAAGGGUCCCCUGAAUGGGGUCUUCCUCCUCCAAAAAAGGGUCCCCUGAAUGGGUCCUAGUGUUUGUCAUUUCUCCUGAAUGGGACCGCGCGUAGCACAUGUCAAAAAAUGACGAAAAAAGGGUUUUUGUCACUUUCCUGAAUGGGUCCUCUAAAAAAUGGGGCCCAAAGUGCAUUUGGCGUAAUCCUGAAUGGGACCAACCUCUUGUUUUGUCACUUUCCUGAAUGGGACCUCAAAAAAAGGGGCCAGUUGUGGUUUUGUCAUUUUGCUGAAUGGGUCUUGUAAAUUUUUAUCUUGUUGAUUUCGUUUCGGAUCGCCCAUAGCCAUUUUUCAACUCGAAAAAUGAGUUAUAAUUUUUUAUCUACUCUGAUCUUUCCAGUCAGAAUAUCGGGAAUAAAAUUUCAAAUAAUUUCCUCUAAAUUUUUUUUUUGAAACGAUUGAUUUCGAAGUUAUUUUGAGACGACGGAAAAGAACAAUUUGGAUUUUUUCUGAAAUUAUUUCGAAAUUUAAUUGACACAAUUCUCAAAAAAUCUGAUAUGAGAUUCUAUUUCGAACAGUCGAUUGUGAAACACUCCUACUAUUUGCAAGUUUUUUUGAAAAUCAUUAGUCAGUACUCAAUUUCACUUCAUUUUCAAAAAUAAAAAAGUUGACUCGAAAAUGGACCUGCUAAAGAGUCAUAUUGUUGAAAAAAAAACUAAUUUUUAAACUAUCCCUUAUUACUUAGCUAAUUAGAUUUUAAUGCGCAGUCUCAGUGAACUACGGAAGGAAAACUUCCCAAAAAAGGUCAUCUUGCUCUCCUAAAAUACGCACUAUUUUCUUCUUGGACGCAUUCUUUUUUAGGGCCAAGGUGCGAAAAUUUCUGACAGGUGUGAAAAUAGAGAUGAUAUUUCUGUAUAAUUUUGAUAUUUGUUUGAUUUUUUGCAAUUAAAAACUCUAAUUUUGUAAGAAAUUACGAUUGAGUUGAUGAAAUUCAUGUCUUUGUUGAUAAAAUGUAGGUUAGAAAGAUAUAUGAAAUUUUGAAUUGCAGUGAGGCUUGUCGUGAGUAUUCUAGUGAAAAUUUCCAAAGAAAUCUCGAAAACAAUAAGAAAAAUGCAUUACAUGUUUCCUAACCGAUUCCGAGGCUUCUUUCAAUAAUUACACAAAAGUUGUUCUUUUUCGUCGUCUUAAAAUAACUUCGAAAUUAAUCGUUUCAAAAAAAAGUUGGAGGGAAGUAUUUGAAAGUUUAUUCCCGAUAUUCUGACUGGAAAGAUCAGAGUAGAUAAAAAAUUAUAACUCAUUUUUCGAGUUGAAAAAUGGCUAUGGGCGAUCCGAAACGAAAUCAACAAGAUAAAAAUUUACAAGACCCAUUCAGCAAAAUGACAAAACCACAACUGGCCCCUUUUUUGAGGUCCCAUUCAGGAAAGUGACAAAACAAGAGGUUGGUCCCAUUCAGGAUUACGCCAAAUGCACUUUGGGCCCCAUUUUUUAGAGGACCCAUUCAGGAAAGUGACAAAAACCCUUUUUUCGUCAUUUUUUGACAUGUGCUACGCGCGGUCCCAUUCAGGAGAAAUGACAAACACUAGGACCCAUUCAGGGGACCCUUUUUUGGAGGAGGAAGACCCCAUUCAGGGGACCCUUUCAGGAACUACCGGUUUUUGGCCGUUUUCAACACUGGUCGGAAACGUACAAGUUUCGGACCGGUUUUUCAAUUUUUGGCAAGUAUCCGGCCGUUCUGCAUCUGCCUGUGUUGGAUUUUUUUAAUUGUACAUCAGUAAUAGCUUCUAUCAACAUAAUAAAUAUUUCAGAGCUCCCAAGCCAAAACCAAUUUCUGCUCCAACACCACCACCAUCACAAGUCCCUGAACCGGAAGACAAAACAGCGAUUCGAAAAUCGGCGCUGAAUAUGAAAGAAGAGGAUGCAAAGAAAAAAGCGAUGGUCGAUGAACUCGCUGCUCAACAAAAAGCACGACGUUUUGGAACAGUUUCAGCAAUUUCAGCAAAACUGAAAAACGAAGAGGAUAUGGCUUAUAAAAAAUCAUCGCGUCUAGAACCCGUCGAUAAACCAAAAAGAACUUAUGAAAUUGUGAAACCUGUGUUGAAUGAUGAUUUUGAUAAACAAAUGAAAGAGAUUCGAGAACAAAUGAAAACGGGGCAAACAAAACUGCAAACGAAGAUCAAAGAUUUGUCGAAGGGUAUUCAAAUCGAUUCGGAAGAUGCAAAAAUUCGUGAAAUUGCGGAGCAACGUCGGGUGACAAAUGAGAAAACGAGUGGAACAUUGGGGAAAGUGGAGGAGGAAAAAGCGAGAUUUCGAGCGGCGCGAGAUGCGAGUGUUGAUCGAAUGGAAGCAGAGAAACAUUUACGGAAGAAGAAGAUUUUGAUUGAUGUCAAAGAUUUGAAUCAGGAAAAGAAACCGGAACCAAAGAAAACUAUUCGAAGAUGGAAACCACCACCACCAGAUCCGAGUAAGUUGAAUUUUCAGGAGGAAUCUUGUCAGCUCAAUGCAUAAAUUUCUAAUUUUCAGACGCCAUCAUCCCUUCGUUUUCUAGUGGUCCAGCGGCUGCAACUAAACCUCCAAUUCAAGAAUCUGUCAAGCCAACAUCCAAACCAAGUACGCCCAUCGCAAUUCGAAAGAAAAUCUUACCACGCACUGAAAGCCCUGUCCAAGCUUCUCCACCAUCUUCAAUCGCAUCAUCCGGUGGAGCAGCAGCCGCAAGGAUCUUGCGCAACAUUCAGAGUUCCGGAGAGAAACGCUCAAGCUCGCGCAGAAAAACACAGGAAAUCGUGAAUGAAUCGGUAAUCACUGCUGAAAAGAAAGUGAGAAGAAAGAUUCAACCAAGGAAGAAAAGAUUCAUAAGGAAAGAUCGGGAUAUCGAUUUGCUUCUCGGCUUCCAGCUCAACGCAACUUUCGAGCAACUGGAAAAACUUUUUGAGAUCGCAAAUUUCGAUAAAUUUCCAAUUGUUCAAAAGAAAGAGAAAAUCAGAAGAAGACCACCAACAAAGACAUUUAUCAGUAAUUUAACCGAUAUUGAUAAAAUCUACAAAGCUUCAGAAAUUCGAGAUAUUAUUGCAUCGGUUAAUUUGGUUUAUUAA
Molecule: messenger RNA, 7751 nt
Organism: Caenorhabditis angaria
Lineage: Eukaryota; Metazoa; Nematoda; Chromadorea; Rhabditida; Rhabditidae
Source: the annotation of a GenBank genome assembly